AAGUAUCCAUGUCAAAUACCAGACGAUCAUAAUGAGACUCUAUUUCCAGUUGGCAUGAUUUUUCCGGUACUGUCCUGCUUUUCGUUUUUCCACACUUGUUGUUCGACUGCUGCUGCUGGUCUGGUUGUAUUUGUUUUCCUUGUCAUUUGUAUCCUAAAUGUGAUAGCGAACUGUGAUGUGACAUAGCCACUAUUGACUCUCUCACAUCAGCUCAUUGACAGUUUUACAUCAAGAACCAAGCCUUAGUGUGACAUUGUCAUGGCUGGGAACCUAGAAUCAAACUGGGAAAAUCUAUUUAUUUUCUAUGCUAACCUCUCCCCUGUGUACGUGUGUAGUUCUCUGUUAACCAUUUUAGCCCUGUUCUUCACUUGGUGGUUUAGUACAAACAUUGCAAAGGGACAUAAGGUAUGUCAAGACAAUGAAGGAAGACUUAAGUCUUCAAUGAGAACACAAGAGUUCUAUAGAGCAUCAAUAGGAUCAUCAGAAAAUAAUAUGUCCCAAAGAAGAAAAGUACCAACUAACAUACAAGAUGCACCCACCCAAUUAACAUCAGACAAAGUUAGUGAUACUAGUAUGAUGAAGCAUAUUAAGACCAUUAGACAAGCAGAAAUUGAGAAACAGUUGACAGCAGGCUUGUCGGAACAACAGUUAAUAAAUGAGAGAGAGAUGCAAGCCUCGCAGCUAGCAGCUAUUUAUAAACUAUUGAAAGAAAAAGAGGAUAAAUUCCAAAUUAGAUCCAUGGAUGAACUUCAAGAGCAACUGAGACUUUACAAAUCAGAAAGCUAAAUUUGACCAAAUAAAAAUCUGCCCUAAAAGAUCUACCCGGUUUUGUUUUCCACAGAUUCCAGAUUUCAGAACUUCAACAGUGCAGAGAAUAAAUUUAUCUUAAAGGGA
This is a messenger RNA of Thrips palmi, 894 nucleotides long. RefSeq lists its product as uncharacterized. The transcript has 3 exons. The record is from RefSeq and is a predicted model, not a curated record. Lineage: Eukaryota; Metazoa; Arthropoda; Insecta; Thysanoptera; Thripidae. The coding region runs from base 259 to 786 and encodes 175 amino acids.